This is a messenger RNA of Diachasmimorpha longicaudata, 1070 nucleotides long. RefSeq lists its product as uncharacterized. Gene Ontology annotation, cellular component: membrane. NCBI's taxonomy places the organism in Eukaryota, Metazoa, Arthropoda, Insecta, Hymenoptera, Braconidae. The transcript is spliced from 3 exons. The record is from RefSeq and is a predicted model, not a curated record. The coding region runs from base 80 to 865 and encodes 261 amino acids.
UUUCCGGACACAGUUAAAUCCAGUGUUAAAGACGCUCGAGUGAUUGUUACUCUGUGAGACGAAUAAAAUAUUAAAUACAAUGAAUAAAUUCGUGUUACUCGGACUCUUUGUUGCUUCGGCAAUGGCUGUACCGAUGCCAGAUAAUACGGGUAAAGUUGAUUGUUUGGAGAUGGAGGAUUCUCUGUUCAGUUGUCUGGCUGUCAAAGCAAAUAAUGCCCUGUCAAGAGCUGCCAGGUCCAGCGACAUUCAACUUAUUUCGGGAAUUACUUUCGUCCGUGACACACCGAUGGAGCGCUCCGGAAAAGCCCUGAAGACCGAGACCGAAGUGCUGAACGAACUUCCCCGGGAUUCCUCCGACAGAACCAUGAAAUUACUGUCAAUGCUGUAUGAUUCGGCUGUCUCCUUCUUCAAGAGCCACAGUCUCAAGAUCAACAUGCCGGAGGAGUCGGUCUCCCGUGCCCUCAUCGAAGACAUUUUCCCAGGUCGUGGCAAGAUCAAGAAGGUCGUGCUCCCCCUGAUCGCCGCAGCAGGUCUGAAAAUCCUCGCCCUUGUACCAAUUCUCUUCGGUGGACUCGGUCUUCUCGUCCUGAAGGCCCUCGUCGUCGGCAAAGUUGCCCUCCUCAUCGCUGGAAUCCUCGCCUUCCAGAAGCUCUUCGGUAGUGGCGCCAGUGGCUUUGGUGCAUCCAAUCUCUUCAAGAACGUCCAGCCGUCUUCAUCUUUCUACGACAACAACGCUGGCGCCCAGGGUUGGGCCGCUGGUAAUGGCCAACAGCAGCAGCAGGGAUACUACCAGAGGAGUUUUGAUGAUGGAAAAACCGCUCAGAGUCUAGCCUACUCCGCUCACGUUCCCACUGAGACUGACUAAAUUCAUUUUUAUAUUAAAAUCGACGUCAGGACAGAUUCAAAGAGAAUGAUCACGUGAGGAGAAAAGAUCUUAUGGUGUCACUCGGCUUCGGAGGGCCACCUUCACGACUGCUAGCAUUAGUAUUUAUGAGUAUAUUUAUUUAUGCUAAAAAAUGUGCGGAUUUGAGUAUGUAAUUAAAUUAUUGCCAUCGAAAUAAAUUAUUUCU